Esox lucius (northern pike) is the source of this 1743-nucleotide messenger RNA. RefSeq lists its product as uncharacterized. The transcript is spliced from 7 exons. The coding region runs from base 170 to 955 and encodes 261 amino acids. The record is from RefSeq and is a predicted model, not a curated record. NCBI's taxonomy places the organism in Eukaryota, Metazoa, Chordata, Actinopteri, Esociformes, Esocidae.
UGGCCGGCGCACUCCCGAUUGCCGAGCUAUGGUUUGUCUCGCACUGACAUCAUAGCGGAUUACAAUGUCACAUAUUUUGGAUGCACCACGAAACACCGAUUGUACAACCCGUGAGAGAAUCUUCGUUUUUAUUUGUGUUAUUUUAAUCAGAAAUUGAAAUAUUUUUCGCAUGACAAUAGUUGGGGAAAGGAACGAUGCAUUCAAGCAGGUCCGCGUGAGGGAAAGACAGAGAGAAAGGCUCAGGCCAGGUAUGCUGCGGCGUCGGAGCGCAUCUGACUCUCGCGGCGUGCUCUUUUCAUCUGGAGAGACCUCCGACAACGACUGUGAGAUGGGGGCGAGUUGUGGAGAGGUCGGCGUAGUGUGUUUGUGUGGUACUGGCCCCUGCCCACUGUCCUCUGAAGCACGUACAUCAACGCCAGACGCACUGAAAUGCGAACACUGUGUUAACAACCGAGUGAUGAUUACGAGGUACUCGGAGGGAUACGGCACAGAGGAGGAGUGUGUUCUGUCGGACCCUCAGGGAGACAGCGACGCGGACGCUGACAUCGAGGACACGGACUGCAGACUGCACGAGCCGGGUUCUCUCCAGCGUAUCAGCUCGCGGAGACGUAAGCGGCAGCGAAUAGCACGACAGGACACCACGGAGAGUGAGGACGACGGCGGGAGGAGUCACAGAAGUCACCGCUGGAACCUCAGACUCAGUCCCCACCGGGCCCACAACAGAACCAUUCUGGAGGAGAGUAUAUCACAGGUCAGACCUCUGGUUAUCUGUCGGCCCAGUGUCGGAGACGGUCUGGGGCCUCCAGUGGAAGAGCCCAGAACUUUCCACAAAUGGCUUCUGUCCCUGUGGCCCUCGUCCCUCUCGCUGCCCGUCAUGCUCCUCCUCUUCCUCCCCCUGUCUGUCUCCUUAGUCAUCUUCAUCAUGUCUUUCUUGCUGCCUCGGGCCAGUACCUGACCGCACGUCUCGGUAACGUGUUUAUUGAGUCUUUUUAUUAUUCACAAAUCACCUCUUAUCACACCACGGUUUCCAUUGUUUGUGCGUUAGAGUGUGAACGAAUCUUCUUAGACCGUUAGGCUGAAGGCAUGUUAUACAUGUACAUUUAAAUUUGGUCAAAUAUAUGACAUUUAAAUACCUUAACUGUACAGGACCAAAAAAACGAUACAAUACAAUAUUUCCCCUAAUAAGGGAAGUAACAAUAUUUGUCUUCAGCAUGGGUGUCAACACAUGUAUUUAACCAGAUUGUUUUAAACAUAACCCUUUUUCCCCAUAACAGGCAGCUUGAAAUUUUCAGAUCUCUCUUGUCUUUGACUAUCUCUCUCAAUCUAUCUAUUUCAGAAUAGGAAUUAAAAUGAUUAAUCGCUAAGUACAUUUAUACUAUGGUGCAGUGCUUGACCUGGCCCGUAACGGUCUGGAAUGAUGCUGCGGUACUUUUAAUUAUAGGCACACAGCGUUCCGGUUCCUUUUUUAGGCAAGCCUUAUGAACACACACAAUUUGAUGAACGUAGUCUAGUGUGUGAUUUGUCAGUCCCUGCACAUAUUCCAUCCCAAGUCAAGCGCUGCAAUGGUGUUUUGGUGGCACACAACGUGAAGCCAGAACGUCCUUUUCCUCUCCCCGUCUUUCUCCAUCAUUUCCAAAAAUAGACCUCUUGCAUAUAGCUGCUUAUGCUCAGGAUGGUUUGAGGGCGGCAAGGGUUUUAAGGUCACAUUUUGUAGGCUCAACAUAAGACAUUUAAAAAAAAAAA